Molecule: messenger RNA, 1925 nt
Organism: Cucurbitaria berberidis CBS 394.84
Lineage: Eukaryota; Fungi; Ascomycota; Dothideomycetes; Pleosporales; Cucurbitariaceae
Exons: 3
Coding region: 120-1565 (481 amino acids)
Source: RefSeq, a predicted model, not a curated record
UUGAUCCUUGGGGAUCCCACCUCUGUCUUCCUCGCAGCUCGAUCCAUCCGGUGGUUCUCGACCAUCCUUUAGACCUUCCCCAGUGUUUAGUGUCACGGUUCAGAAAAGUGGGAGAAGACAUGUUGGUACCAUCAAGAGGGAGCCUCAUGGCUCUGCUGUGGGCAAGCGCCGCCAUUGCGACACCACUAAUUGCAGAGCCCAUACUCAGUCGCGACCUCGAGGCGCGGCAAGCAAACACAAAAUGUCCUGAUAGCUACAGGUCGAAGAACGGCCUCAACUUCACCACAUAUUGCGAGCAGAACAACCCACAAAAUGAUGCACUACCGCGCUUCAACUCACCCUCUAUGGUAGACUGUAUGGAGCACUGCUCCCGCUACUGGGGCAACGGCGAGGGCUGCUUCGGCGUCGUAUGGGUUGAAGCCAGCAACGAUUGCUGGCUUCGCAAUAGCACAACAUCCAAGGCCGGCUUGGUCCCCCUGGCAGGCAAUUACGCCGCCUUGAUCAAGGACGGUGAAAUGAACCCCGUCGACAAAUCCUGCCCGAACAACGAUCUCUCUAUCAACAAAAUGCCUGGCGUCGAGGGGAUCCAAUACACCACACAUUGCGGCAAAGCUAUUGGCGGAUAUGACGAAUGCUUUUCGGGGUAUCCAAAGCCCUGCUGGGAGAGUCCAUAUAUUGGCUUUUACCAUACGAAAACGCUGAUGGAAUGUUUGAAAAUAUGUGUCGACCAGCAUCCACUCUGCCGCGCCGUAUCAUGGAGCCCAGAGAUGAAAAUCGGCUUCGCCAACUGCUGGCCCAAGACUGGUUUUCCGGAGACGCUCACCGAUCCUACCCCGAAGAUGGGAACCAUCCACUCGGCGACGAUUACGCAAAUUGACCCCGUCGAUCGUCAAUGUCCGUCUGCGAAGACCUAUACCGCACAGGGAAAGAAGGACUUUGAACUUCACUGUGGACAGCUGAAUGUGGGCACGAAUAUCACCUCUCUACACACGCAGAAUGUAACCGCGUGCAUCGACGCCUGCGCAACCAACGACCAGAAGUGCGUCGGCGUACUCUUCGAUUCGAGCCUACAGGGCGGAUACAAGAACUGCUACCUGCAAAACACCACAUCCGUAAUUUCCGACCAAGCAAGCGCAACCUACGCCAUCCUCGCAGGCUCAAACAUACCUUCCUCCACUAGUUCCUCCUCCCCAGGCUCCAGCAGUGGUUCCAGCAGCGGCUCCAGUAGUGGCUCCAGCUCCGGCAGCUCCAAGGCCUGGAUAGCCGGCCCCGUCGUCGGCGUCCUCGCGGGUCUAGCAAUCAUCGGCGGCGCAAUCUUCUUAUGGCGCCGCCGGAAAGCAAAUGCUGCUCCUGUUGGCGUCGAAAAGGGCCCAAGUGAUACCCACCACGGAGGCUAUGGGCCAGCGCCGGCGUAUAGUCCAGGCGGUGACGAACCGCGACAGUAUUACGAUGCGCCUCCGACUGAAAUAAUGGAUACUAGGGCCACGUCUGAACUGCCUGCGAGUACAAAGUAUGCCCAUGCAGAUGGAAGGGGAACUAAGGUGACGCCGCACGAGUUACCUUGAGGAGAAAGAGGAGGUGGUGUAUGUAAUGUUGUCUAUUUGACUUUGGUUGAAAAUAGCAUUGGCCGGUUGUAGAAAAGAAAGCAGGUGGUCUGGUCGAGGUCGGACACUGCAUGAUGCGCAAAUGUUCGAUUUCACUUCAUGAUAAUAUGGUAUUUUUGACCAGUUGGUUUCCUAGUUGAUUUAGCAUGCAUGUCCUUAAGAUACCGUAGUUUCACGUUUGUAGCGAUUUUUUUGAUACUCAUUGUGCAUAACUGUACUCAAACCUAUUCCAAUGUGCUGUUGCUCCUAUGUGAUAUGUGUAAAAGAAACAUACACUCAUGAUCUCUAAAACAAGUGUCGUAGAAACAAAGUAAUCUUCAA